Molecule: messenger RNA, 336 nt
Organism: Diaporthe amygdali
Lineage: Eukaryota; Fungi; Ascomycota; Sordariomycetes; Diaporthales; Diaporthaceae
Exons: 2
Coding region: 1-336 (111 amino acids)
Source: RefSeq, a predicted model, not a curated record
AUGACUACCACGAAAUACAAACUUAUCUUCUACGUACCCGUCUCGGACGUGGAAGCCGUGAAGACGGCCAUCUUUGCCGCCGGCGCCGGACGCUACCCAGGUCCCGGGAACUACACAGAAUGUGCUUGGCAAACAAUUGGAACCGGUCAAUUUCGGCCAGGAGACACGGCAAACCCGCACAUUGGCGAGGUCGGCGCCCUGGAGAAGGUCGAGGAAGCCAGGGUUGAGACGCUAUGCGUCGGGGAAGAGUGUGCCAAAAAGGCCGUGGAGGCUUUGAAGAAAGCUCAUCCAUAUGAAGAACCUGGCUACGAAGUCUACGAGAUCAAGGAAUUCUGA